GGACACUUGCACGCAGUGGCUGGGAUCACUCAACGCGAUGGCGGUGGCACAAAAGAUUAGCUGUGCUGGGUUGGCCCCGCUCCUGCCUAGGGCGCCUCUGAGCGUUGUCACCGGGCGAGGACAUCAGCCCUUCUCUGCUCUCAACCAGCCUCGCCCAAGUUCUCUGGCGGAGUUCAAGGUGGACUUCCACUCCCCAGUGGGCAGAGGUGCGUGCUCCCUGGUCUUCGCCGGGAAGCAUGUGAGCACCAACUUUGACGUGGCCAUCAAGGCGAUGAGUGUGGCACUUCCAGUGGAGACCGGUGCGAUACCGGUAGCCGAAGGCAUCGAGAACGAAAACAAGAUCUUUAACCAUCUCCUGAGCCGAGGCUCUCACCCGAACGUGGUAGAGCUGAUCGGCUGCUUCGGUGGCACGGGCCUGGAGGCCGCAAGCCUGGGCCUCGAGGCCUUCAAGGAGGAGCCGGUGCACUACUUUGUCACCGAGUUGCUGGAAGGCGGGUCCUUAGAGGAUCGCAUCCAGCACGCGCCGCUGGAGGAGGAGGCCGCGCGCCGCGUCGCCAGGAGCAUCUGCGAGGGCCUGGUCAGCUUGCAUGACCAAGGUAUCGCGCACCGUGACCUGAAGCCCGGCAACGUGCUCUUCGGAGCGGAGGGCGAGGCGACCCCCAAGCUCAUCGACUUCUCGCACGCUGGAAUGAUGCGGGGCCAGGAGCGCCUCGCCGGGGAGCUGGGCACGCGCGGCUUCGUGGCGCCCGAGGUGCUGGCGGCUCAGUCCUAUGACCUCAAGUGCGACGUCUUCUCCUUGGGCUGCCUGGUGCACGCCCUGCUGAGUGGCCGCCCACCACGCAGGCACAUGCGCAUUGGCAUGAUGCAGCAACUGCCGGAAGGCACCUCCCAAGAGGCGCGGCACUUCCUGUCGGCGCUGCUGAACAUGGACGCCAAACGGCCCAGCUCCCGGGAGGUCCUGCAAGAGCCCUGGUUGCAGGAGUGACUUUAACAACCGGCAGCUGGCCAGGCUGACAUCUGAGAGGCGCCUCUGUGUCGGAGGGGGCUAGACAGAGUUUGCCGGAUGGUGCAAGGGUGCCCAGGAAGCUCCCUUGACCGUCCCCGCUUGUGUAACGAAUUUGCAGAUGAGCCGUGCUCCAACAAAGCCUUGUCA
Molecule: messenger RNA, 1153 nt
Organism: Effrenium voratum
Lineage: Eukaryota; Dinophyceae; Suessiales; Symbiodiniaceae
Source: the annotation of a GenBank genome assembly